UUGGGCGCAAAACGGGCCUCAAUACACGGAUCUCGUUUUGUUUCGAGAUAGUUUCGUUUUGUAGUUGUUCCGAGGGAGGGGACACAAAAUAAACUGUCGCGUUCGUGGAAAGAUAAAUAAAUCGAAAAAAGUGGGGCCCAGCGUGUUUUGAAAUCGGUUUUUGGCAUCGACAAACACCGAACUGCACUUGCAAAUGCUGCAUAAUAUCCAUUAAUUGAGGGGAUAAAAAGCGUGUGAUAAGCGCAGAAUAAUUAUAUCAAUUAUUUAAACUAUAAUUAAGGCCCCAAGCCAAGUUUCAGCCAUAAGUGCCACUGGCAGAGUUAAUAAGCCAGUUGCAGUGAAUACAGUGCCAGUUUUAAACAUAAAAAAAGGAGUUCACAUUGCAUAACCCUCAAAAAACAAGUCCAAGCAUCCCUAAAUCAGUGCAAGUAACCUCAGUGAGAGAUACACAUAUAUUGUAUAUACUUAUCUUAUAAAAGGCCCAUCAAAGGAAAUCUUCUGUAAUUUGCUCAAUUGGCGCGUUUGUCCGGCGAUCAGCGUUUGGCGGCCCGUAUCCAAGAGAUACUUUUGCAGUAUCUUUAUAUAUAAUUUGAUUGCUCUCUUUUUGUGAAGCGUGUAAACCAAAGUUAAGUGCCACAACCCGAAGAUGGCCAAUAGCAAAAUAGCUUUUUUGGCGCUUUUGGCCCUGAGUUUACUGUGCGGAUUGGCCAGUGCCACCUACAAAGUGGGCGUGGGUCGGGCGGACAUCACAGGACCGCCAGUGGAGAUCAACUUUAUGGGCUAUGCCAACAUCAAGCAGGUGGGUCGUGGCAUCCACACCCGAGUCUUUGCCCGUGCUUUCGUGGUGGAGGACGAAAAGGGCAAUCGAGUGGCCUUCGUAAGUGCGGAUGCCGGAAUGAUGGGCUUCGGAUUGAAGAGGGAGGUGAUAAAGCGUCUGCAGACACGCUAUGGAAAUCUUUAUCAUACGGACAAUGUGGCCCUGAGUGGUACCCACACCCACGGAGCACCUGGAGGAUUCCUGAUGCACCUGCUCUACGAUAUCUCCAUCCUCGGCUUUGUUCCCCAAACUUUUGAGGUCAUGGCUCAGGGACUUUACUUGGCCAUUAAACGGGCAACAGACAACCUAGUAGAUGGUCGCAUCUUCCUGGCCAAAACCACAGUGCUGAAUGUCAACAUCAAUCGUUCACCCUCAUCCUACCUAAGAAAUCCCGCCGAGGAGCGUGCCCAAUACGAACACGAUACGGAUAAGACAUUGACCCAGUUGAGAUUUGUGGAUCUGGAGAACAAUCUGUUGGGAGCUUUUAACUGGUAUGCAGUCCAUGCAACUUCUAUGAACAAUACCAACCGACUGGUGACCAGCGACAAUGUGGGCUAUGCUGCCCUUCUCCUCGAGAAGGAGUACAAUCCGAAUAAGAUGCCCGGAAAGGGUAAAUUUGUGGGUGCCUUCUGUUCGUCCAAUCUUGGAGAUGUUUCCCCCAAUAUAAUGGGUCCCAAGUGUUCGAUUUCUGGCAAUGAAUGCGAUCUGUUGUCUUCCCGUUGUCCAUCUGGCGAGGGAGAUUGUUUUGCCUCUGGACCUGGAAAGGAUAUGUUCGAGAGCACCCAGAUUUUGGGUCAAAGAUUGUCGGAUGCCGCUCUGGGAUUACUCAAUGAGCAGAGUCAGGAAUCUACUGCUCGGGAGGUGACUGGAGAUGUGAGGUUCAUUCACCAGUUUGUGGAUAUGCCAAAUUACAAUGGAAGUACCUACAACCCACUGAGCAGGAAGAUCGACAAGGUGCGGGGUUGUCAGCCUGCCAUGGGUUAUAGUUUCGCUGCUGGUACCACCGAUGGACCAGGAGCCUUCAGCUUCGAACAGGGCACCACCACGGACAAUGCCAUGUGGAACUUUGUGCGCGACUUUAUUGCUGCUCCCACGCAGGAGGACAUCAAGUGUCAUGAGCCCAAACCGAUUCUUUUGGCCACCGGCAGGGCCACCUUCCCCUAUGAGUGGCAGCCAAAGAUUGUCUCGGAUCAGCUGCUUAAAAUUGGAGAUGUGAUAAUUGCAGCCGUUCCGUGUGAAUUUACAACGAUGGCAGGACGACGACUCCGGAAUCAGAUCCGUGCAGCAGCCUCCGCCGCCGGAGGAAUCGAUACCGAGGUGAUCAUCGCUGGACUGACCAAUAUAUACACCAGUUAUACGGUGACCCCGGAGGAGUACCAGGCCCAGCGUUACGAGGCUGCCUCCACGAUCUUCGGUCCCCAUACCCAUUCCAUUUACAUGGACGUGUUCGAGCGACUGACCAAGGCAAUGAUGCGGAAUGAGACCGUAGAUGCGGGCCCAAGUCCGCCCUACAUGAACGAUGUGAUGCUGUCCCUAAACACCGGAGUGCUCUUCGAUGGACACCCCAUAAACACGGACUUUGGCUACGUCAAGUCACAGCCCAACAAGGAGUAUGGCAUUAAUGAGACCGUGAAGGUCACCUACAUAUCCGGAAAUCCGCGAAACAACCUCUUCACCGAGAAAACUUACUUCACCGUCGAGCGAAAGAUUAAUGAGGACCGCUGGAAGGUGGCCUACACGGAUGCCAGUUGGGAAACGAAGAUGGUCUGGCACCGCACCAACACGAUCCUGGGCUUCAGCGAAAUGGACAUCUAUUGGAACAUCAGUCCGCAAACGCUUCCCGGGGAAUAUCGCAUUCGGCACUCCGGAGAGUACAAGUACAUCCUGGGCGGAAAGUAUCCCUAUGAGGGCCUCACGCACUCCUUCACUGUAAAAGAGGAUUAGGUGACUUCCCCAAGACGUCCCAAUGGAGAGAUCCUAUAAAUAUUCCUGACCAGACACUUGUCGGGUCCAUCAAAAACAAAAACCAACACUGAAUCCAUGUAUUUAUUUACCAUUUGUAGGUGACGAAGGAAAAGCUUUAUUUUUGCUAAACGCGAAUAAAAAAGAUGCCAAAUUUUGUUGAAACUAA
Molecule: messenger RNA, 2948 nt
Organism: Drosophila rhopaloa
Lineage: Eukaryota; Metazoa; Arthropoda; Insecta; Diptera; Drosophilidae
Gene: CDase
Product: neutral ceramidase
Exons: 6
Coding region: 647-2761 (704 amino acids)
Biological process (GO): sphingosine biosynthetic process; ceramide catabolic process; long-chain fatty acid biosynthetic process
Cellular component (GO): extracellular region
Molecular function (GO): N-acylsphingosine amidohydrolase activity
Source: RefSeq, a predicted model, not a curated record